UCACACCCCGCGCCUACGCAUCGCUUCUCGUCUUCACUGCCCAUUCCCCUCCUCAAGCCCCGAAAGCUCCAACCUAUCGACCGCCCCACGACUCGACGAGGAGUCAAACCUCUCCUCACUCUUCUUCCCUUCUCUUUCUUCUCAUCCCUCGAUCCGUCCUCCCUCUCUCCGAUCCCCCUCUGGGCCCCCUCGCGGCGCCGGGCGGAGAGCGUCGAGCCCGAGCCAGACAUGGGCCCUGGCGGCACCCGCGGAGGCGGAAAAUUAGGGUUCUUGUCCGUGUAAAGAUCCCCAGGAAGAGUUCCAAAUACGAUUUCUGGAAGAGAUGGCAGAAAGUUGGGAUGGUGGCCAUUCAGAUGAUAGCUUCCGUGACAGUCUAUACACUGAGCCUAUAUAUGAAGCAUUUCUUUGUCCCCUUACAAGGCAAGUUAUGAGAGAUCCUGUUUCCAUAGAGAAUGGGCAGACUUUUGAGCGGGAUGCAAUAGAGAAAUGGUUCGAAGAAUGCAGGGAUAGUGGAAGGAGGCCAACCUGUCCGUUGACACACAAAGAGUUGAAGAGUACUGACUUAAACCCCAGUAUUGCUCUGAGGAACACUAUUGAAGAGUGGACCAAAAGAAAUGAAGCUGUCCAGCUUGACAAAGCAUGUAGAACACUGUCUCUCGGGAACUCAGAGAUUGAUGUUUUACAGUCUCUUAACUACAUCACACAUAUUUGCCAGAAAAGCAGGUACAACAAGCAUGCUGUGCAUAAUGCAGAGUUAGUACCAAUGAUUUCUAGCAUGCUGAAGAGUGGCAACAGGAAAGUGCGACUUAAAGCUCUAGAAACUCUUUGCAUCAUAGCUGAAGGGGAUGAUGAUAAUAAGGAAGUUAUAGCUGCGGGUGACAACAUCCGAACGAUUGUGAAGUUUUUGUCACAUGAGCAUUCCCAAGAGAGAGAAGAAGCUGUGUCAUUAUUGUAUGAGCUUUCAAAAUCUGAAUCUUUGUGUGAAAAGAUCGGUGGAGUCAGUGGAGCAAUUCUUAUCUUGGUUGGGAUGGCUAGUAGUAAAUCAGCAAAUAUCUUGACAGUAGAGAGAGCUGAUAAGACAUUAGAAAAUCUAGAGAAGUGUGAGAACAAUGUGAGGCAAAUGGCUGAAAAUGGCAGAUUGCAGCCACUUCUUACCCUUCUCCUGAAAGGGUCACCUGAAACACGGCUGUCAAUGGUUUCUUACCUUGGAGAGCUUGUUUUGAGCAAUGAUGUGAAAGUCUUUGUAGCCCAGACAGCAGGUUCAGUUUUAGUUGAUGUCAUGAAAAGUGGGAGUAAUCUGGCAAGAGAAGCUGCUCUCAAGUCUUUGAAUCAGAUCUCAUCUUAUGAGACCAGUGCAAAGAUACUUAUUCAUGCAGGCAUCCUUCCCCCACUUGUCAAAUACCUUUUCACUGUAGGCGUCAACCAACUACCCAUGAGGAUGAAAGAGGUAUCUGCAACAAUUCUUGCCAACGUUGUGUCCUCAGGUGCUAAUUUUGAGUCCAUUCCUCUUGACCAAGAUCGUAGGACUUUGGUUUCUGAAGACAUUGUUCACAAUCUCCUCCAUCUAAUCAAUAACACUGGACCUGCUAUUGAGUGCAAGCUCCUUCAGGUGCUUGUCGGGCUUACAAGUUCUGCCACCACUGUUGUGAAUAUAGUUGCUGCAAUAAAAAGCUCUGGUGCUACCAUUAGUCUCAUUCAGUUUGUUGAAGCUCCACAGAAAGAUGUUCGAAUGGCUUCUAUAAAACUUCUGCAAAAUAUAUCUCCCUACAUGUGCCAAGAGCUGGCUGAUGCUUUGCGUAGUACUGGUGGCCAGCUCAGCAGUUUGAUUAAUGUCAUUGCAGAGGACAAUGGGAUCUCUGAAGAGCAAGCUGCUGCUAUCGGACUCCUUGCUGACCUUCCUGAGAGUGACACUGGUUUAACUAGGAGGCUCUUGGAGGAAGGUGCUUUCAAGAUAGCCUUCUCCAAAGUGGUCAGUAUCAGGCAAGGGAUAACUCGUGGGGGGCGCUUUGUCACUCGGUUUCUGGAAGGGCUUGUUAGGGUUCUCUCCAGGCUCACAUAUAUUCUGGAGGGUGAACCUGAGGUCAUUGCCCUUGCUCGUGAGUACAGUCUUGCCUCACUCUUUACUGAUCUGCUUCAGAUGAAUGAACUGGACAAAGUGCAAAGAGUUUCGGCACUGUCACUGCAAAAUCUCUCCAAGCAGUCAAAACAUCUGACACAGGUCCCAGUCGCUCCAGAGCCACGAUUUUUCUGUUCCAUAUUUCCUUGUCUAGGCAAGCAACCAGUUAUAACCGGGCUAUGUCGAGUCCAUCAUGGUUUCUGUUCAAUAAAGCAUAGCUUCUGUUUGUUGGAAGGGAAGGCAGUAGAAAAGUUGGUUGCUUGUUUAGAUCAUACAAACGAGAAAGUUGUUGAGGCUGCUUUAGCAGCAUUGUGCACUCUUUUGGAUGAUGAUGUGGACAUUGACCAAGGAGUAUCGGUGUUGGAUGAGGCGGAUGGGAUUAAACCAAUUCUGGAUAUAUUGCGUGACAAUCGAACGGAGAUACUUAGGCAGAAAGCUGUGUGGGCGGUUGAGAGGAUUUUGAGGAAUGAUGACAUAGCUAAUGAGAUUGCGGGGGAUCAGAAUGUUGGGACAGCAUUAGUUGAAGCAUUUCGGCACGGGGACUAUAGGACGAGGCAAAUUGCGGAGCGAGCACUGAAGCAUGUGGAUAAGUUACCCAACUUCUCUGGGAUUUUCACAAAAAAAGGGGGAUAAGAGGUGGAAGGAUGAAAGGGUUUAAAGGGUGUUGAUGACCAAAUUACCUUCUUGGUGACUCCAAAGAGAGAGAGAGAGAGAGAGAGAGAGAGAGAGAGAUUGUAGAACAAGUGCCAAAGACGCAUGAAAUUUGCGUAGCUUCUCUCGGUUAUGUCCAAGGAUGUGCUGCUGAUGGCCGAGAGAAAGAAUUGAAUGUUCGGUUGUAUAUGGACUUUGAAUGUACGUUUGUCUCUCUCUGUCCAUUAUGUUUCACAUUCGAAAUUGGUUAGAGAUAUAAAAUGACUUACUGAGAGUCAUCUAGUGUGGUCGAGUUAGAUGUUGUGUAAGCAUGCAGGUUGCUUAUAUAUGAUGUAUUUUGCAAUAAAGGUUUCAUGGCAUGCUAGAAAAGCAAUAGGGUUA
Molecule: messenger RNA, 3148 nt
Organism: Musa acuminata subsp. malaccensis (wild Malaysian banana)
Lineage: Eukaryota; Viridiplantae; Streptophyta; Magnoliopsida; Zingiberales; Musaceae
Product: U-box domain-containing protein 44
Biological process (GO): protein ubiquitination
Molecular function (GO): ubiquitin-protein transferase activity; protein binding
Source: RefSeq, a predicted model, not a curated record